AUGGGUAUCAAGAAUACUAUUAAUGAUAUAACAAUGUCUAAUUCAAAUAGCAACUCUCAGGAUGACUUUUCGAAACAUGAGGUUAAGAUUGUUAUUGAUAAGAAGACAAUCGAAAAGUUUACUCAAUCUUCCCCUACUUUGAAUCAUUUAGCAAAAUAUAAAGUCAUCUCAAUAUUUUUAAAUUACUUUUUGAAUUUACCUUUUUUCUCUUCUAUUGUCUCCUGGAUUAUAUGUUAUAAUUAUAAAUUUAAAAAAACAUUAUUAGAAUCGAAUAAUGUACCAAUUGUAGCUAAAAGAAUAUAUCAACGUGCAGAAAAUCUAAUUUGGAAAUGUGACGAAGUCUUCAAUUACUUAAUUUUAAGAGAAGGAAUUGAUCAUUUUUUCCUUGAAUUAAAUAAGAGACAUUAUUUACCUGGAGUAUGGUUACUUUGGUUUUAUAUCGAUUAUUUGGCAAAUUUCAUUGACGUUUUAUUAAAAGAGUUAGUCAUUAAACCAUUUAAAAUUUCUUAUAUUACAAAAAAUGAAAACAAUUCAAAUUUAGGCUCAAACUCAAAUUUAAACUUAGAAUUAAACUCAAAUGCAAAAGAUUUAGAAACAAAAAAAAAAUCGAACGGUACUACUUAUGACAACUUAUCGAAUUUAAAUUACAACAGCAGUAAUGAGGAUUUGGAAGAAUUAAAUAAUAAAAAUAUUGUAGAGUUACCUCAUUUAUAUGAAUUAACCAGUACAACUAAAAGUAUCUCCAAAGAUAUACAAGAGAAGUUAAAUGAUAAUUAUAAUAGUUACAUCAAACCGACUACUCAAAAAUUAACUAAUUUAUACAUUGAUGAACCUAAAAAAAUAAUGUCACAAGUUCAUUCAGCAAAAUCAACUGAAAUUUAUAAAACUGUCUCCGGAAGUUAUGAAGAAAACUUUAAAAAAAAUAAUGAAAGUAUUCCAAGGGCAAUAGUCUCAACAGGCAAGGAUAUUGGUUCGUUAACUUUAGAAAAAUUGACAAAAACAAAACAACAACAAGCUCAUACUGAUAAAGCCAAGGAAUCUACCACCCCAAAAUUUUUUAAAGAAAAAAUUACGAUCCUGGUUUAA
Molecule: messenger RNA, 1086 nt
Organism: Tetrapisispora phaffii CBS 4417
Lineage: Eukaryota; Fungi; Ascomycota; Saccharomycetes; Saccharomycetales; Saccharomycetaceae
Gene: PLN1
Product: Pln1p
Exons: 1
Coding region: 1-1086 (361 amino acids)
Source: RefSeq, a predicted model, not a curated record